GAAGAUGAUCAAGAGUGAUUUAGCUUUGAAAGGAAAUUUUGAUGGUGUUGAACUACUGAUUUUCCCAUCAACCAACUCCCAGAGAAAUCCCAGCGCUGGAACACGUUGUUUUAUCUCUGGGGUGUUUUCCGGGGAAGAAAUGUAAUUGGUUCAGAGCAGCAAUCUGGUUCUUCACUGAAGUCAAGUAUAUCCACUUGAAUGUGACACUUCCAGAGAAAGAUAUUCCUCCUUCUGUUGUACCGUCAUCUAAUAAGCUAUCUCUUCCUAAAUGUAAUGGUGAGAAUCUGCCUCCAUGUGGUAAAUAUUGCGAACAGAGUUCUCCCUCUGGGAAUCCUUCAUUGGGCAGUUCUCAGAUCACACCAUCAUCCAUGGCCAUGAAUGGAAAUUGUCAUGCAAAAGACUCUUCAAUUGAUAAGAUGCGUAUAUGUUUGAACGAAGUCUCAAUUGAGGAAGACAGUGGACAUGAUUCCAUUGAUUUGCAUGGCUCCUUUACAAGCAGUGACUGGUCAAAGCAGCAAAAGAAAUGUCCUCAAACAUCCCAGAAUGAAGUUUCUGGUUCAGAUGCCAUAGUGCCCAUGGAGCUUCAGCCGUAUGUAACAACUGGUGCCCAUAGUAGUGCCGAAGAUGAUAAGAUGUUGAUGCAGUGUGCUACCUCUCCGGACAGAAAAGUUUCUUUGUCCCAUUCUUUGCUUGGAGGAAUCAGGAAUAGCAGGGAGCAAGAAUUGCAUGGCAUGGGAAAUGAAGUGAAGCUUGACAGAAUCUUGAAGGAAGAAGACAGGCUCAUGGAUAGAGGUGCUGCAGUAGACGUAGAAUCGACGACUUUCGAUGUGCUCAAGCAUUUGCAGCAUGAACAGAAGCAAGGUGCUGCAUUAGAGGUAGAAUCGACGACUUCAGAUGUGCUCAAGCAUUUGCAGCAUGAAAAGAAGCGGCGACAUUCAGAUCUUGUUGAGACAGCCUUACAAACUUCGUUUGGCACUAAUGAAAAAGUGGCAUGGAAUAAUGUUAGUAGUGAAAAUGUUAAAAUAGAGCAUGUGGAUAAGAAGCAAAAGACUGAUUGUAGGGAAAUAUAUGAGGCUAGUAGGCCGAUAGAUGCAAAUCUGGUAGAUGGUUUUGCAUCACAGAAAAGUGCGCAGGAUUCCACUCUGGCAGUUGUGGAGAAGUUGCACAAUAAAGUGUGUGAUGAGCCGAUCAAUUUGGAAAACACGGGAACUGCUGAGAGGUUCUUCUUUCCUGUCCUUUCCAAUCAUGCAAAGGACCUAACCUCAGCGGAGAGCUCCAUGCCUUGGAAAACACUGCCGUCAUCGGUUCCAGCUCGAUCUCAUGAUGGGGUCCCAAAUCUUGACCUUGCUUUGGGAGCAAAAACAAAGUCAUCAAACAAAGGACUUCUGCCCCUUUGGAUUGGUGUGGCAGAUAAAAGCGAUAGUCAUCCAGAGGCGGUGGCUGCCCAGGAAGAGGACCCUGUUUCUGGUUCUCUUUCCUUGUCUCUUUCUUUCCCUUUCCCAGACAGUGACAAAGGAUUUAAACCUGUUCCUGAUGCGGAGCAACUAUUGCCUGAAAGCCGUCGUGUGAAUACAUCCUUGCUCCUUUUUGGGGACUUUUCAGAAAAAUGACCUUUGGUCCUUGCACAAAUGGUGUACAUUUAGUUUUACCCAAUGGAUGUGCUGGGACUUCGUCCGUCCUCUGUUGGCUUUCUGAGGGGAAGGCCUAUACCAUUUGUUGAUAACCCACAUAGGAUUCACCAAUAGUCUUUUUCCAAAUACUUGCUUCCUUUUCUUUUUUUCUCGAGUUUUUACUUUAUAGCCUCUCCGCUGUUUGAGUGCACAGGCACUGCUGUAUGUAUAUAAGGAGUUGAAAGCCGAGACUUGAAGAUACUGAGGAAUUUUCGGGCUGUAAGUUGGUAAUCUUAAUUGUCCCUUACUUUCUUCUCUCUGAUGCUA
Eucalyptus grandis is the source of this 1937-nucleotide messenger RNA. RefSeq lists its product as uncharacterized. Bases 369 to 1610 code for a protein of 413 amino acids. The record is from RefSeq and is a predicted model, not a curated record. The transcript is spliced from 4 exons. Lineage: Eukaryota; Viridiplantae; Streptophyta; Magnoliopsida; Myrtales; Myrtaceae.